Molecule: messenger RNA, 2568 nt
Organism: Vombatus ursinus (common wombat)
Lineage: Eukaryota; Metazoa; Chordata; Mammalia; Diprotodontia; Vombatidae
Gene: MTPAP
Product: mitochondrial poly(A) polymerase
Exons: 9
Coding region: 445-2256 (603 amino acids)
Cellular component (GO): mitochondrion
Molecular function (GO): poly(A) RNA polymerase activity
Source: RefSeq, a predicted model, not a curated record
UCUGAGAUGUGGGGCCCCUGACUCUCGAACAAGUGCUGGUUCCCUAAGCUUCAGAAGACGGAAGUUUGGAGACGUGCUGGGCGCUCAUCCAGUGCAACGGCCUCAUUUCCUCCGGGAGGCCGGGGGUAGCCAAGAGACCGGACCAGAGUCGCCGGGAACGCCCCGCCCCCUGCCCAUCACACAAUUCCACGCGAUGCUCUGGGUGGAUUUCUUAAUGUGGCCACUCGAUUUAUAAAUCUUGGGGUAAGGGCGGGGGGAGGGCGUGAGGUUCGGCUUUUCUCUUCUCAGGACCCUGGUCAGGGAGCAGGGGGAAGCGGCCUUCACCGGUCCCGGGCUUCCUCUUCCUCGAGGCUGCUGAAGACUGCUCCUUCCUUCAGAAGCGAAUAACGUCCGCGCGCUCUGGUUUGACCCACACGACGCUCCGUCCGGGUUACCGGAGGGAGCAUGCGCACGGCGACUUCUGACCCUUCCUCUUUGCUCCUUUCCCCUCCCCCAUCCCGGCAACAAGCGGCGAUGGCGGCCCGCGUGGGCUUGGUGACCUGUCUACCUCUGUGCGCCCAGGUAAGGGGCCGAUUCCUUGACUCUCUCCACCGGCACCUCAGUUCUCCCGGAACUGCCAUCCUCAAAAGAGAAGAGCCGCCUGCGGGGAGCGCGGAGCCAGGCCUGCAAGAAAAGUCCAACAACAAGACUUUUUCUGAGGUGCAAAAAGAAAGACGUGAGCAAGCGCAGAGGUCCAUUUUAAUAAGCUGCCCCAAGAAAGUUCCUGAGAAAAAGCUUCUUAAGCAUUUAUGUCAGCAUGGAGAAAUCACUAAUCAUUUCUUCUUUGAAAGCUUUGGGAUUCAUGCUGUUAUAGAGUUUUCCAAAAAGGAAAGUAUAGCUUCACUACAGGAUGCAACUUUUAUCCCUCGUGGAGAAACAGAGUUUCCUAUUCCUUUUAAAUCUCGUUUCUUUCAUUUGAACUUGAAGAAUCCAUCAAACCAAACUUCAGAUGGGAUGCUUGUGCAGUGUAGUAACCAGUCUAGCCCUUUAAAUGCGGAUCUUAUCCAGACACUUUGUAAUGCAGAAAGUGUAGAAGGCCAAAUUAUCACACUCAUGAGGACAUUACAAAUAACAGAGGAGAAUAUUAGGCUUCGAUACCUUAGCUGCUCUCUCAUUGAGGAUAUUGCAGCGGCAUAUUUUCCAUCUUGUACUAUCAAACCAUUUGGCUCAUCAGUAAACAGCUUUGGGAAACUAGGAUGUGAUUUGGACAUGUUUUUGGACCUGGAUGACAUUGGGAAAAACAGUGCUACAAAGACAGCAGGACCAUUUUUAAUGGAAUAUCAAGUGAAAAGUGUACCUUCUGAAAGAUGGGCUACUCAGAAGAUUCUAGCCGUGAUUGGAGAAUGCCUAGACAACUUUGGCCCAGGCUGUGUCAGCGUGCAGAAGAUACUACAUGCUCGCUGUCCUCUGGUGAGGUUUUCUCAUCAGGCGUCUGGUUUUCAGUGUGAUUUGACUGCUAAUAAUAGGAUUGCCAUGAAAAGUUCAGAACUCCUGUACAUAUAUGGUUCCCUGGAUUCCCGAGUUAGAGCUCUGGUGUUCAGUGUACGAUGCUGGGCACGUCAGCAUGCCUUGACAAGUAGUAUUCCUGGUGCCUGGCUAACAAAUUUCUCCCUUACGAUCAUGGUCAUCUUUUUCCUUCAGAAAAGAUCUCCUCCAGUUCUUCCAUCUCUAGACUAUCUAAAAAAUCUAGCAGAUGCAAGAGAUAAAUGCAUAAUAGAAGGCAAUGACUGUACAUUUGUUAGCAACUUGGACAGAAUUAAACCUUCAGAAAACACAGAAACACUCGAUAUCCUACUGUGUCAGUUUUUUGAAUAUUUUGGAAAUUUUUCUUUUAAUAAAAAUUCUAUAAACAUCCGAAAGGGAAAGGAACAAAACAAGCCUGACUCUUCUCCUGUAUACAUUCAAAAUCCCUUUGAACCCGCUCUUAACAUCAGCAGAAAUGUUAAUGAAAGUCAGCUGGAAAGAUUUGUACAUCUGGCCAGAGAAAGUGCUUGGAUUUUACAAGAGGACAAAGGUCGAUCUUCAAAAUCAAGUAGCCACCCUUGGGGCCUGGCAGCCCUGCUGCAGCCAUCUGUAUCAAAUAAAUCCAAAGCCAAGAAGCCGGGGAGAGGACCAACAGGUGAAGCAGUAAGAAAGUUGUUAGAGUCCAUAAAGGCUGACUCCUCAAAACAUUCAGCUGCUACCAGGGAGGAAAGGACUACUAGCACUCAGUCAUGAGGCCUGUUUACUUUCUUUUAAGAAUCGAUUAUGUCCAAUAAAAAUGUACUUGAAAUACAGUAGGAAAACUGACCUCGGCCUUCCACAGGUUUCAGCUUUGGUUUAUUCUUUGCAUCUGACCCAGCUCAAUAUACCUGACUCAGAGCGUCCACACCUAGCUUUAUCGAUCAGCCGUGUGAGGCCAAAGCCAAAUACUGUUUAUAGAAUGAAACAAAAUGACAAAAGAGAGAAAAAGGUUGGGGAAUAAGAAAAUGAAUGGACAGCAGAGGGAUGGGGCCACUUUCUUUUAAUAAAAUCACAACUUAAAAAGCA